This is a messenger RNA of Petromyzon marinus (sea lamprey), 8068 nucleotides long. RefSeq names its product protein tyrosine phosphatase domain containing 1 (gene PTPDC1). Gene Ontology annotation, biological process: cilium assembly; protein dephosphorylation. The record is from RefSeq and is a predicted model, not a curated record. Gene Ontology annotation, molecular function: protein tyrosine phosphatase activity. NCBI's taxonomy places the organism in Eukaryota, Metazoa, Chordata, Hyperoartia, Petromyzontiformes, Petromyzontidae.
AAGUUCCUCAUCAAAACUCUACACCAUAAAGCUCGAUGUAUUUCCGGCCAUCACCUAGCCAGUGAACUGGAACACGUACACCAAGCUCUCAAAAUGAAUUGAUAUUCAGACUACACAAUCCAUAAAGCUAUCGCCCCAACCGUUGGAAAAGAACCAUCUAAGGACCCAAUCAAAACCAUCACCUUGCAGUAGUUACAUUGGGGAAACUAAGCAACAUGUCUCGGACCGUGUUCCUGAACAUAAGGCAGAUCUGAAACACGGUAGGACCAAUACCUCGGCCGUAGCUGAUCAUUGUUUUAAUGUGGUGGGCUCACGAAAUUGAUUUCUCUAAGAUGAAGGUAAUUUGCAAACCCACUGGCUAUCAACAACGAUUCGUUCAUGAAGCCAUCCAUAUAUAUAGACGCAGACAAUUUCCACCGUGAAGAUUGGUACAAACUGGCCAAUCAUUGGACGUUAUUAACCACUUGAAGUCAUUGGCUGCUGACACUUGGGCUACGCCCAUUUCAAACCUUUAUAAACAGUUGUCUUUCGAAGCUAACCCCCCUUUUCCUGAUGACGACCGCUUGUGUUGCGAUCGAAACUGAGUAGUUUUUUGUUAUUUUCUUUGAACCUAUCUGCAUGACUUUACCGAAAGACCCAAAGAAUAUAAAGCAACAAAUCCAAACAAAACCAUGAAAUGGACAGAACGGAUUCCACAUUUCCAUGACAUCACCAAGUCCGUCUAUAACGGCGCAUGACUUGAGGAAGACGCCUUUGCACGUGCAGAUAUCAUCAGCCACGAUCAAUCUACUGCUGGACGAAGGGCCCACCAUGAUGCUUUGGUUCGGUGUGCCUUGAAGACGGAGCAAGCUCAAAAAGUGUUCUGUGGAAUAACUAGGCUUGAGGAUCACUACCCAAAUACACCACGUGGCUUAUGGCUGUGUCAGGACGUUGGAAAUCAGUUAUGGAUCAUACGAUUUGAUGUGACAAGCGAACGCAGUUUUAUCGAUCGCGUGUUUCGGCUCUACACUUAAUGAGGUGUGUUUUCCGGAACACGGGGCUGAUAUUUCGGGCCAUACGCGGUUUAACGCUGCGAGGAUUGUUGCUAAGAUAGCUGUUUGCCAGGCUUGCCAGAGGUGAGCGUGCUGCAUCCGUUGGAAGGUACUAUGGUGUGAAUCGACUGUGAGAAGGAUUUGAUUACCAUGUAUGGUGUUUGGAUAUGAUAAGGGAACAUACGCAACACGAACAACGCAAAUGUUUACACUACCAUAUGCAUCUCGCCGUCCACUCGUUGACGUCAUAUGCCCAAAGUAAUCUACUGAAUUUCUAAAGAUUAAAGUGAUGGGCAGAAAGUAAUUGAUGGGCAAUAACCAUGGAUGGAAAAUGGUGAAAAUCUAAUUAUUAAAUCACUCAACAAAAUUUUUAUUUCACCAGGUAAGGCCCACUGAGCUAUGUAGCUCUUUUUCAGCAGCGACCUGGCCACAAACGAUAGCUCAAUGAGGUGUCUGAUCGUGUGGAAAUUUAUAGCAGCCAAUUAGUCGAAACGCAAGUUUCGAAAUGUGGAGAGAAAAAAAACCGGAGAACCCAGAGAACAAUCCGCGCGACCAUUCGUUAAGAUUGAACUAAAAGUAAUCUACGAGCAGAAAAUCGGCAAUCAACCCCCCGGUUAAAAAGUACAGCGAUCCCUCGCCAUAGUGCUGUCCUUUAUACUUGGUGAAAGUGUACUGCAAUUACCGUACAAUACCACGAAUUUUUGCCCUUAAUCAUGGCCCGUAAGCGUCGAGCUGGUGGUGAAGGUGAGAGGAAUGUAAAGACGGCAAGGAAAGGUUUUUUUGUCUUUAGAGAGAAGAGUUGGGUUGCUCGAUCGUCUAACCCGCCCUCCCCUAACAUCGUCAACGUUAUCUGGACUUCGCUAUCAAUAUUAAAUGUAAUUAAAAGUAUUUUUGUUCACUUAAUAGUAAAGGUAUUUUAGUGCAUACAGUACUGUACAUAUUUUUCAAGUUUAUUGAAAGCAUAGGAUGCGUAGUUAUGGGCUUCGACGGAACCUAACCCCCAAUUUUCCAUAAGCCUUUUUUAGUCUUGCCAACCACGGUUUUGCCAACUACGGGAGCUUUCACGAACCUAAACACCGCGUUUGGCGAGGGAUUUCUGUAAUCUUAUGACUCGUGGCGUUUGUUAUCCUUUGGUGCCGCAAAUGCGGCAGCCAAGCCCCCUCUCUCUCUCUCGCCCAAGUCGCGUGCUCGGGUCGCCUCUCGCAGCGAACCGUGCCGUGAAUGUCACCACGGUCGGGGUGACGCGCUUCGUUCCUGCCGGCGAAUUUGGUGGGGAGGGGGUGAUCGAAGCGAAAUGAGGACAGCUGUCAUUCAUUAUGAUCGCUCGUCGGCGAGCAGUGCCAGAUUAUUCUAGUAGCAAAAGUAGCAUACGCUACGGGCCCCACACUUUCAAGGGUUUUGCGCUAAAUGCUUUCAAGCUAUCAAUUCCGGUUCAGUGAUUCUGCACUUGCUCUAUUACAAUAGUACUAUACCGCCUUCAACUUUUAUGAACGACUGGGUGUUUAAGGUUAGCGAUUUGUAGUAUUCUCUGGCUGUAUAGCGAAUAAGAAAUAUACUAUUUCUUUACUAUGCAAGUUAAAAAUGUAUGUGUUUUCAUAUGUAAGUGUUUUUUUUUGUUUUAUUUAGGGCCCCUUUGUAAUAUGCUACUGGCCCCGCACGAGCUUAGUCCGGCCCUGUCGACGAGACACGCGACCGAUGGUGGCCACGCGGUCUUGGCACCACUGUGGCAACGGCGGAGAUGCGAGGUGGUCCGUGGGUUGUCGUGAGUUGGUUUCUUCGGCUUUGUUUUUUUAACGUAAAUAUUUUGACAGUAUUAUUGUUAUUUACUGUUCGUUAUUGUUCAUGAAAUAUUCGCCACGACGUGCGCGCCCAUGUGUUUAUUUGAGUGCAUUUUUUUAUUGCUGACAAAUUUACAAAGAUUUUGAACACCUGCCAACCCCUUAUCAACAGUGCCUUACCUUAUUACAGACCAUUUCAGACCUUCUUGGUCACCCCGUACAACUCAACGUUCAUCCUACAAAGUUCCAUCGCAAAGGAGAAACACGAACAAAACAACGUUUUUUUGCCCGUAUUGAAACGGCUGUACGUCCGUAUGGACCUGAAAACUCAAUUUCCCUGUACAAGAAUACGGGGUGAACGGUUUUGGUUUACAGCUAUGGAUUUUACGGCACUUUACUGAAGUGGCUUUUCUCGCCGUUAUAAAUCACGGCGCAACUCUCUCUCUCUCUCAAAAGACCGGACCGCGAAUCCAACCCACCGCCAGCAAAAUAUUUUUUUUAAAUUAUGAAUUGUAAUGAAUUUACUCCGUUCACGCAUCAUUAACGGAACACGCGUGGAUAAUUAUAAAUUUCGCUGGCCCAAUGGCCAAUUGCAUUGUCUCUGCGCAGCGCACUGGAGCGCUUUGUGCGCGCGCUGCCCUGCCCGCCACUUCAGUGGCACUUGCAAUGCGCUUGUUGGGUGCGCUUCGCGAUAUCGAUCGGCACUGCACGAUCAGCCGCCGUUAUUGUCGAUAAGUAUUAUACAAGUGUAUUUGGUGGUAAACAUGACUCUGGCAUAGCUUCGUGUAGAAAUAAAUAGAAUAACGAUAGUUACUGCGUACGAAAGUGUGCGUGUGUGCGCGCGAAUACGCGCGCAGUUACUUCCAGAGCAAUGAGGUGAUCUCACGUUGAGUGUGGAAUCUCAGAUCCUGGCCAUUGCCCCGCGUCUCUCUCCUCCUCGGCCGAUCGAGGUUUGGAGGAGGUGAGGGACGACGAGAAGGAGGAGAAGGGAAACCGGUAGGAGAGGGAACGAAGACGGGGAGAGGAGAGUAUUUCUACCCCCUGUCCCCCUUCCACCACAGCCUGCAAGGGGAAGGGUCGAGCCGCAACGGCGCCUAGGAAACAACGAAGGCUUCGAAGAUAGACCGAAAGGCCUACUACUACGGACAGAGACGGCGAUGGCUACUGGGAUAUCCCUCCACAACGAGGGAAUGGCUGUUGCCCUGGCAACUAGCGGGAGGGCCAUCUUCCAGGAACCAGGGGCCACAGGUUCCGCGCGGCGCCCGACGGCCAAGUACACGAAGGUGGGCGAGCGCUUGCGCCACGUGAUCCCGGGGCCCGUGCAGUGCUCGGUAGCAUGCGGGGGCCGCGCCUGCAAGUACGAGAAUCCAUCCCGCCUGCGCGCCGACGAGCAGGCCGUGCACGGGGUGUACUCCUCCUGGGUCACGGAGAACAUCCUGGCCAUGGCUCGCCCGUCCACUGAGACCAUCGAGAAGUACGACGUCAUCGAGCAGUUCAAGAGUCUGGGUAUCAGCACGGUGAUUAACCUGCAGUGGCCGGGGGAGCACGCGAGCUGCGGCUUCCCCCUGGAGGAGGAGAGCGGCUUCACCUACCUGCCUCGCGUCUUCAUGGACAACAACAUUUAUUUCUACAACUUCUGCUGGAAGGACUAUGGCGUGGCGUCGCUCACCACCAUCCUCGACAUGGUCAAGGUCAUCACCUUUGCCCUGCAGGAGGGGAAGGUGGCGAUCCACUGCCAUGCCGGCUUGGGGCGCACCGGUGUGCUGAUCGCGUGCUACCUGGUGUUCGCGGGGCGCAUGCACCCGGACCAGGCCAUCCUGUACGUGCGCGCACGCCGCCCCAACGCGGUGCAGACGCGCGGGCAGCUGCUGUGCGUGCGCGAAUUCGCUCAGUUCCUCACGCCCCUCCGCUCCGUCUUCAGCUGCAUGGCGUGGGCGCCCCCUACCGAACCCCUCACGCCGGGCACCGCCUGGCCCGCCUCGACGCCCUACCGGGCCCCGCCGGUCACGCUCUCGCAGUACCUCAUCCGCCAGAGGCACCUGCUGCACGGCUAUGAGGCUCGACGCCUGAAGCACGUGCCCAAGAUCGUGCACCUGGUUUGCCACCUACUGACGCAGAUCGCCAACAAUGCAUGCCCUCCCACACACGGGGACGGCAGCUCGGACUCGUCGGACAGCGAGGUGGAGGUGCCCGACCUGACGGCGGAGAUCGAGAAGACGGUCUCCCAGCUGGCACUGCUCUGCUUCGAGCCCGAUGCCGCGCCGCUUCCUGACUCCGCAGACGAGGAGGGGGAGGAGGAGGGGGCGGGGGGGCCCGCAGACCCCGGCGGCCACGGCACCCUGGCCCCCUGGUGGCCUCGGGGCGGCCGCGCCGCAGCUGGUUCCCGGCGGCCCGGCCCGCGCAGGUUCAGCUACAGCGACUCGGACCUGAGGAGGGCGGGCGCCGGCGACGGCCUGCGGGAAGCAGGCCCCGCGAGCCCGCCGGGGGGGGGGGCCCGCUUUGCCGCCGGGGUCCCCCCGCCGCCGGGCCGCCCCACGGAGUCGGGAGGGGCGGCGGGAGAGCGGACGCCGGGGCGCCGGCGCGAGGACGGCGAGCACGGCGUGGCCGGCGGGACGGGCGGCGGAGCCGACCCCCGCACGCUGUUCUACCAACGGCUCGGCGAUGGCGCCUCCGGGACGGUGGACCCCCCUCUCAUCGUGGUGCCACCGCCCCCUCGGGACCCCCCCCCGCCGAUCGUGCUGCAGAGCCCCAGCGACGAGUCGCAGCCCGAGGAGGGGGACGGCAACCGCGUCGGACCGUCGGGUCCCGCCGCUGGGCCCGCCGGGAGGUCCGCGGUGGCGACGGCGUCCGAGGGCGAGGAAGAGGAGGUGGCGGUAUCCGCGGUGGCACCCGGUGGGGAGGUAGCGACCACGUCGGAAGACGGGACCCGGCGCUAUUGUGGCAGCAGCAGCAGCAGCGCUGGCAGGGUGAACGACACGACGCCGCCCAUCCCCGCUGGCGGGGCCCACCAUCGGACUAGCGGGGCACGGCAACCGGCGCCCAACGGUACGUGCAGGCCGGAGCGGGAGGGCCGGGAGUCUCUGCCCCGGCAGCAAGAGCAGCAGCAGCAGAAACGUUGGCAGCAGCAGCAGCAGCAGCGGAGGAGGGUGAGGAGGCACCAGCGCCGGAGCCGGUCGCCCAGGGAGGCGGUGACGCGAGCGGACACGCCACCGGGGUUGCACGGUGGCACCGGAGGGGACGCCCGGGCCUCGGAGGGGAGUGAGGGGGACGGGCCCUUGGUGGGGGGGAAAGGGGGGCCCCGCCGGCUGGAGGUGGCGCAGGCGCUGACAGAGGAGACGCCAGAGCCGGGAUGUGCGCUGUGGGAGAGGGUGGCUGCGUGGCAGCGGGAGCUGAACUGGCGCGAGGGGGCGUGGGAGCGGCUGUGCGGCGAGCGCCGCCCGGCCGUGCUCGCCGCCCUCAUGUUCUCGUGGCUGGAGCAGCUGCGCGAGCCGGCGCUGGGCCACACCGACCUGGAGCGCCUGCACGAGGCGAGCGGUGCCCGCGGGGUCUGCCCCGCCACGCGGGCGCUGCAGGCACUCAGCAAGGGCCAGGAGCAGACGGUGCUGUGCGUGAUGGACUGUGUCGCCGGGCUGGGGCCGCUGCCUCCACAGCUGGAGGACGCGCUGCUGUGUCGAGUGGCACGCGCGCUCACACAGGUCGGCAUGGGAGGCUCCGGUGGGGAAGAGGAGGAGGGGGAGGAGGCCGUGGCGGGGGCCCUGAAGGCCGUGCUGGGGCCCCUGCUGGUGGAGCGGAGGGGAGAGGCGGCGGUGCGGCGGCACUAGCGGCACGACCCCUGCUCCCCUAAUGUCGGGAAUGGUGGAGUGUUGUGGGCCAGGAGAUGGGACCCUGAGUGUGUGGCCAACACCAGUGAAGAUGAUCUGAACCGGUCCUGGGCCUCCCCUAGGUCGACUCGGCCUCAAAUGAGUAUCUGAUGCGGUGUGUAAAAUCGCCACUUGAGAGACAAAGGCGGUUGGACGUGAUGCUGGCCACCCACCCUCGUGUGCCGUGCCGGCCUUCAUAGGUGCUUGCUUAGCACUUGCCCCCAACUGUCUAUUGAGGUUAUAUGGGGGAUCUUUGUCUUUCUUUGGUGUGGCGUUGUGAAUGCCAGUGCAUAUCUGUGUGUGGCGAGUGAGUGGUGGCACAGUGGUUAGUGCACUAAACUUCAAACCUGGACAGCCGAGUUUUCGAUUCCAGCCCAUGGUAUCAGAACUGGUCCCGGGUCUCACCUAGAUAGGCUCGGCUUUAUACGAGUACCUGGUGCAGUGUAUAAACGUCAGCACUGGGGAGACAAAAGUGGCUUGGCGUGGUGCCGCUUACUCGGUGCUUGCCGCAACGGUCUGUGAAAGAUCAGGAAGGGGAUCCGUGUGUCCGUGUGCGUGUGUCAGUGUGCUUGUGUUUCAAAGAGUUUGGUGCAAGUUUCAGUGUGCUUGUUGGUGUGCGUGCUUUAGGGUGUUUGAUGUCAACGUGUGGAGCAGCGGUUUGGGCAUUGCACCACAAAUGCAAGCACCCGUUGGAUUCCAGACCACGGCCAACACCAGUUGCGAGCAAGAGCCACACGGGUUCGGUGGGCCUAAACCCUUCGCCAGACUGCACCGACCAGCGUGAUAGAGUAUGGUCAAACAACCCUCUUGACCGACACAGGCCUGGGGAGACCUUCAUCCAGCAGUGGAUUUAUCAAGGGCUGUACAGUGUAUUUAUUUUGUAGUUGCCGGUGUUUCAGUGCGUACCGUUAUGUACGUGUAUCACAGCGUCUGUGAUCAUGUGUUUUGGCACACACGCGUGCCAUUAUGUUCCUGUUAGUGGUUAGCAUCCGUGACGAACCGAGCUACCAGAGUUCGAUUCCAGGCCACGGCAAACAUCAGCAGCGAACGAAAUCACAGCCUGUCCCGAGCACGCAAAUCGGUUGUAAAGGAGUACCCUGUGCGAUGUGUAAACAUCGGCGUUAGGGAGACAAAGGUGGCCGGGCGUGGUGCCAUCCACGCCAACCCAUCAUGCGCACCCGUUCAUAGGUGCUAACAGCACUUGCCCCGACAGCCUUCUGAAGGCUAUACGGAGGUCUUUGUGAGUGUCAGUUGCCGAGCAAGGGCUCGGCCUGUAGAGUGGGAGCCCCGAGUGUGGUUGGCGGGGCCACGUUAGUGGCGCUGGUGUCGUUAUUAAUUUAUCGUCCGCUCGUGAAUAUUCCCAGCGCUGGGAGCGAAAAUAAAAGCGAUAGCGAAGCGA